AUGGCAGCGAAAUCCGAUGGUCGCGGGGUCAUCCGGGGAUUCGCCCAGCUGCACAACCUGGACGAGGUGGUGGGGACCGGCGAGGGCGACCCGAGGGAAGGCAGCUCCUUCCACAUCUGCCACUGCUGCAACACCUCGUCCUGUUACUGGGGCUGCCGGAGCGCCUGUCUGCAUUACCUCCGAGGCAAGGGGAAGGGGAGGGGCGGGGGAGGAGGAGGGGACACAGUGCUGGGGCGGCCGCCACAGGAAGAGCGCCUCUGGCUGGACUGUCUGUGGAUCAUCCUGGCCCUGUUCGUGUUCUUCUGGGACGUGGGGACGGACCUGGCGCUGGCCAUCGACUACUACCACAAGCAUGACUACCUCUGGUCCGGACUCACCCUCUUCUUGGUGCUGGUGCCCUCGGUGCUGGUCCAGAUCCUGAGCUUCAGGUGGUUCGUGCAGGAUUACACCGGGGGCGGUCUGGGCUCUGUGGAAGGGCUGAGCAACCGGAGAGCUACGGCAGGGCUGAGUGCACAGGGAAGGGACAGGUGCUGCCUGCUCUCUGUGUGGCUGUGGCAGACCCUCAUACACAUCUUCCAGAUGGGACAAGUAUGGAGGUACAUCCGUACCAUGUACCUGGGCAUCCAGAGUCAUCGUCGGAAGGAGAACCAGAGGCGGUUCUACUGGGCCAUGAUGUAUGAGUACGCUGAUGUCAACAUGCUGCGUCUGCUGGAGACCUUCCUGGAGUCAGCUCCUCAGCUGGUCCUGCAGCUCUGUAUCAUGAUCCAGAGGAACCGGGCUGAUACCCUGCAAUGUAUGUCUGUGCUUGCCUCUCUGCUGUCUCUAUCCUGGGUGCUGGCCUCCUAUCACAAGCUCCUGCGUGACUCCCGUGACGACAAGAAGAGUCUGAGCUAUCGUGGGGCCCUGGUACACCUGUUCUGGCGUCUCUUCACCAUCUCUUCCCGGGUCCUCUCCUUUGCCCUGUUCGCCUCCGUGUUCCAUCUCUACUUCGGCAUCUUCGUGGUGCUGCACUGGUGCGCCAUGGCCUUCUGGGUAAUCCACGGUGGCACCGACUUCUGCAUGUCCAAGUGGGAGGAAGUCCUGUUUAACAUGGUUGUGGGCGUGGUCUACGUGUUCUGCUGGUUCAACGUGAGAGAGGGUCGGACGCGCUACCGUAUGGUCACCUACUACACCGUGGUGCUACUGGAGAACGCCGUGCUCACCGCGCUCUGGUACGCCUACCGCGACCCCGCCACCACCGACGCAUACGCCGGCUCCGCCCUCUGCAGCGUCUUCCUGUGCUUCGCCUCGGGCGUGGCCUGCAUGGUGCUGUAUUACGGGGUGCUGCACCCCAUGGGCCCAGGGCUCCGGGUCCUGGCCUCCUCCUGCUGCGCUGAACUGCUGUGGGGGCUCCCCCUGCCCCCUGAGGCCGAACCCAUGGCCCCCACCCCAGGUCCCAGAGGCUCCCAGGCCACCCCGACACGGGCCAUGGCAGGGGACUAUGAAGGAGAGUAUGAAGCGGCUACGGACACCUGUCUGCCUGUGUUCCAGGUGAGGUCCACGGAGCCGGUGGGCGCGGCCGGGAGACCCAUCCGGCCAGAGGGGCCCCUCAUCAAGAUAGACAUGCCCAGAAAGCGCUACCCGGCCUGGGACGCACACUUUGUGGACCGGCGACUGCGCAGGACCAUAAACGUACUGCAGUACAUCAGCCCCAACGCGGUGGGCAUCAGGUAUAGGGAUGGACCGCUUCUCUAUGAGUUACUGCAGUACGAGUCCUCUCUCUGA
This is a messenger RNA of Oncorhynchus masou masou (cherry salmon), 1764 nucleotides long. Its product is annotated as XK-related protein 6. Gene Ontology annotation, cellular component: plasma membrane. Lineage: Eukaryota; Metazoa; Chordata; Actinopteri; Salmoniformes; Salmonidae. The record is from RefSeq and is a predicted model, not a curated record. The transcript has 3 exons. The coding region runs from base 1 to 1764 and encodes 587 amino acids. Gene Ontology annotation, biological process: apoptotic process involved in development; engulfment of apoptotic cell; phosphatidylserine exposure on apoptotic cell surface.